AUGAGGCUAAAAUCCCCUGCAGGGCUGAUUAUCAGUGUUUCUGUGCUUGUCGCAGCCGGUAUUGCCGUGUAUGAGUCGCCUCAGUUUCAACAAUGGGUAUCGAACUCGCGGCGAAAGAUUGCCUUGGCGCUACACAACCUGGGUGAUGAGAUACAACCUCGUGACAUACCGCUGAGAGAAGACAUAUCUAUGACCGAAGAGUCCGGCCAGGCUGCCGAGGAGAGAAGACGAAUUGCUCGUGCGGAAAUCAUGCGACGCGGUGCACUUAUCGAAUCCCGAAGGGAAUCCCAGAACACAGUCCAACCCCGUAACAGCUUCGACAUGCUCGUCGACGAGGAUGGCCACUUGCGUGGAACGAAACACCACUUUGACGAUGUACAACUUAGCCAAGAAUCCACAGCAAGAUCGACCGGGCUAGACCGGGAAACUUCUGGGCCUAUCCGUCGGAGUGGUAAAUUGAUCGACGAUGACCCCUCAGUUGCCGUGGCCAGGGAUCCGUUACACAUCCAGCUCGCUCCACCAGCUCCUCCGAGCUAUAACAUUCAAUCUUCGACUCAGCUCACGCCCACUUCAGAUGAUGCAGGAGAGAAUCCGUUCUUUGACCCAUUUUCUCCAAACUCACCUACCUUGUCUUCCGACUCGAGCCACACAGAAGGCCAUGAGCAGGUGUACUAUGCGCACCCCGGUGCUCCAGACACCGUGAGCAAUCAUAGUAAUGUGCUUGUUGACUUGGAUGGGCUUGAUCAAGAGCUUGUUCAGUCACAUCAUGAUAUCUCGGCCGCUCCUUCAACGAAUGGAAGCUUCACUCAUGUUGGCGAUUCCGAUGACGGCACUUCAGAUGGCACUCUCAGUGACCUUGGGGUGAGAUCUGUUGGCGGAGUUGCAACCCCGGCGAGCUGGUCCGAGGUGGGUAGUGUAAUAAGCAACGAAGAUGCCGGCCAUCAUUGA
Molecule: messenger RNA, 948 nt
Organism: Penicillium olsonii
Lineage: Eukaryota; Fungi; Ascomycota; Eurotiomycetes; Eurotiales; Aspergillaceae
Source: the annotation of a GenBank genome assembly